AUGAACAGUGGUGGUCAAUCCACAGCUUCGGCUCCUGGGAUCAGGGUCUUGGUUGAGCCUGCAGAACAAGAAGUAGGCAGUCCCAACAAGAACGAUGACGGAAUUGAUAUAGUCGCAAUUCACGGAAUUGGAGCCGACCCGGACAAAACUUGGACUGGGCGGGGGCCAGCCGGGGAACGAGUCAGUUGGCUCUCGGAUUCUGGAAUGCUCCCUAAGGCGGUACCUACUGCCCGGAUUAUGCGUUUUGGAUAUGAAUCCGCCUGGUACGGCACUAAACUGGACGAGCCCAAGAAAACACACGUGUUCGACGUAGCUGAAAUGUUGCUCAAACAGCUGGAACUCAAUCGCCAAGAUAUUACUCGGCCGAUAAUAUUUAUCGCACAUAGUUACGGUGGCCUUGUGCUUAUGCAGGCUCUUAGACGCUCCUUCGACAAUCCGAAUAAGUGUGGGCAUCUAUUCCGGUUUACAGCUGGUGCCAUAUUUUUUGGAACACCAUUUCGAGGACGGAGAGGCCUUACGCUAGCUCAAAUUAUUGAGGCAGUUGCACAACAUAAUCCGGACCUUCAAAUCUAUUCAGAAACGAUGGCGCUGUCUGUUGAAGAGAAUCCCUAUCUUCAGAAUAUAGUCUAUCAGUUUACAGAAACACGUCGCUGCGAUCAUCCGAUACCACUUUGGUGUUUCUACGAGACUAAGCCAAGUCCGAUAGGCAAGACACUGCUAAAUAGUGCUAUAAAAGAUGGGUACCUCAUACCAGCGGAAUCAGCAUGUUUAGAUCCAUCCAAGAGCAUAGAACGGUAUCCUCUGGAACGUCAUCAUUACAAUCUCCAGAAAUUCUCCGGCCCCUCAGAUCCAGGGUAUCUAGUUGCCAAGAAAGCAAUCGUGGACCUGGCUACAAGAGCACAUAACUACCUUCGAGAAUGUUGUAUUGAUAGGACGCAGAAAUCUUGCUAUCAUAUUGAACUUGCCAAGAACAAUCAAUUUACCGGUCGCAACUCUAUAUUAAAGGCGAUUGAGCAGAAGUUCUUCGGCAAGGACCAAAGCCAAAGGAUUGCGCUCGCCGGACUCGGCGGAGUAGGCAAAACUCAAAUAGCUUUGCAUUUUGUCUAUCAAUUAAAGGAAAAGCGACCGGAUUAUUCGAUCUUUUGGGUGCCACUUCUGGGUCAUGAGAGCGUGGAGCGGGCUUACAGAGAAAUUGCCAAAAAGCUUCAUUUGCAGAAGAGCAGUGACAACGAGGAUAUGAAAGACAUGGUUUACCAAUAUCUCAGCUUGUGCAAAGCUGAUAAAUGGCUCUUUAUUUUGGACAACGCUGACGAUCAAGAGCUUAUGUUUGGAUCCGCCCACAAGCCAGGUGUAGAAGAGUAUUUGCCUAAGAAUGAAAACGGCAUAAUCUUAUUGACGACCCGAUCUAGGCAAGUCGCGGUCGAGUUCGCACGAGCUGAUGUGAUCGACAUCGAACAAAUGAAUCAAGAAGAAGCGGCGAAUCUCUUUAAGAAAUCUUUAGUUCAAGAUCAGCCGCCUCUGGACGAAGCCCUUGUCACCGAGCUGCUCACCUAUCUAACAUUUCUCCCGUUGGCUAUCACGCAGGCUGCAGCAUAUCUAAACGUGACCAUGGCGCCUAUUCAAACUUAUUUGGGGCUCUUGCGAGGUGCUGAGAAGGACGUUACCAGAUUGUUGGGUAGAGAAUUCAAGGACAGCACCCGGUACAGGGGUUCCCGAAACGCCGUAGGAACAACAUGGCUAGUGACUUUCGACCAGAUCGAAAAGUCGGACCCGGUCGCGGUCGAUCUGUUGUCAUUUAUAUCAUGCAUUGAGCCGAAGGCAAUUCCGCAAUCGAUAUUAUCAAAUAUUGAACCUGAGCAGAUGGAGUGGGCGGUUGGCACGCUUCGCAGCUACUCGUUUCUGGUUCGUCGGGAAGAUAGUAGCACGUUUGACAUGCACAGUCUUGUACACAUGGCGACGCGAGAAUGGGUCAAGAGGCAGGGCCGGAGGGAGGAGGUGGUGAACGACGCGAUAUGUCAUCUUGCAAGGAUCUUCCCUCCAAACAACCGUGCUAACCAUGAGUUGAGGAGAGAGUACCUACCACAUGUGACGCGGUCUCUGUAUCAAAAUGAUGAGCAAUGGACAGAUGAUGCCUACUAUCUGUUUGGGGAAAUUGGAGAUUGCUUCUACAACGACAGACGAUUUAAAGAAGCGGCGAAGUGUUACGAGGCCGUGUGUCGGUGGCAACAAGACCAUCUUUCCAAAGACGACCAUAAUGGACUAGCAUCAGAGCACAACCUUGCAAGCGCAUACCUCAGUGACCGACGCAUUAAGGAUGCGAUUGAGAUAUUCGAGCGUGUGGUGGCAGUUCAAAAGGAGACGCUGGACGAGAAGGACCAUUCUCGACUAACAUCAGAGCACGCACUUGCAAGCGCAUACCUCGAUGACGGACGCAUCAAGGAUGCGAUUAAGAUACUCAAGCAUGUAGUGGCAGUUCGAAAGGAGACGUUGGACGAGAAGGACCAUUCUCGACUAACAUCAGAGCACGCACUUGCAAGCGCAUACCUCGAUGACGGACGCAUUAAGGGUGCGAUUAAGAUAUUCGAGCGUGUGGUGGCAGUUCGAAAGGAGACGUUGGAUGAGAAGGACCAUUCUCGACUAACAUCAGAGCACGAACUUGCAAGGGCAUACCUCAGUGAUCAACGCUUUAAGGAUGCGAUUGAGAUAUUAGAGCGUGUGGUGGGAGUUCGAAAGGAGACGCUGGAUGAGAAGGACCAUUCUCGACUAACAUCAGAGCACGCACUUGCAAGCGCAUACCUCGAUGACGGACGCAUUAAGGAUGCGAUUGAGAUGCUUGGACGCAUUGUGGCUCUGGAGAGUGAUAUACUUGCUCAUGAUGACCCAAGAAGACUGUUAUCCGUUGACUUGCUUACAGAAGCAUAUGGGAGAAUGUAG
This is a messenger RNA of Metarhizium brunneum ARSEF 3297, 2934 nucleotides long. RefSeq lists its product as uncharacterized. The record is from RefSeq and is a predicted model, not a curated record. Gene Ontology annotation, molecular function: ADP binding; protein binding. NCBI's taxonomy places the organism in Eukaryota, Fungi, Ascomycota, Sordariomycetes, Hypocreales, Clavicipitaceae.